UUGUCACUUAUCACCAUCUCCCCUUUCUCUUUUACAGCGUUCUUGCCUUGGCUUUCUUGGAAGGCGUCCAUCUCCUUGAAAUACUUGCUGUGUAUUGAAGCAGUGGAGGAAUUGCAUGCACGCAGCCUGCCUCCUUCACUCCAACCUGUUUGCCCUGUCAAGUGUCAUGAUGUAGUGCAAGAAAGUAAACGGCUACGAGCCUGGAGAGAGGUUCCAGUUAUUGAAAUGAAGAAUCCAUUGUUGGUUUAAGCACACCCCUCUGCGCUAUCAUGUAAUUGGUCCAUAAACUGGAUGAACCUGACAAACAAGUCUUCUUGGUGGUAUUUCCAUUUUAUAAACUGUGCAGCAGAAUAAAAUUGCAGCCAGUCUUUGCUGGAUUUUGCUUGGUUACAGGUGGCUGAGGCUGAACCGUAUUCUCCAAGGAGAGCUGGGUUUGCUGCAAAGGUGGGAGAGAGCUGUGGCUCAGCAUUUGCUAGCACAGGGCCAUUGAGGCAGGAUGGAUAAGGGUGCCUUGCAAAUAGCUGGAUUGGUCGUGUGCGGCAUUGGCCUGAUCGGGACAUGUGCUGUGACGGGCAUGCCACAGUGGCGGGUGACUGCCUUCAUAGAGAACAACAUCAUUGUCUUCGAAACUCUCUGGGAAGGCCUGUGGAUGAACUGCGUCCGGCAUGCAAACAUAAGGAUGCAGUGCAAAAUAUACGACUCUCUGCUGGCCCUGACUCCGGACUUGCAGGCGGGGAGAGCGUUGAUGUGCAUCGCAGUCUGCCUGUCUUUCGUGUCCUUCAUCAUCGCCAUCAUCGGCAUGAAGUGCACGCAGUGCGCUGGAGACAGUGAGCGCACCAAAGGGAUUAUUCUCUUAGUCUCCGGAAUCACUUUUAUCCUUUCCGGCAUCAUCGUUCUGAUCCCGGUAUCAUGGACGGCCAACAGUAUCAUCAGAGACUUCUACAACCCUCUCGUCAAUGCGGCUCAGAAGAGGGAGUUAGGGGACGCCAUUUAUAUGGGCUGGGCCGCGGCUUUGGCUCUUAUAGCAGGGGGUGCCAUCUUGUGUUGCUUUUGCUCACCCGUGGAGAGGAAAUAUACCUAUAACAUGCCUGCAAAAACCGUGUCUAACACCCCACGUGAUGGAAUCAUCAGGAAAAGUUCAAGUUUGUACUCAAAAAGUCAAUAUGUCUGAUGUCAUGUGAUGGCGAUCUAAUACGACUCAACAAAAAGGCCAUCUUUCUG
Molecule: messenger RNA, 1221 nt
Organism: Nanorana parkeri
Lineage: Eukaryota; Metazoa; Chordata; Amphibia; Anura; Dicroglossidae
Product: claudin-8-like
Exons: 1
Coding region: 497-1171 (224 amino acids)
Biological process (GO): bicellular tight junction assembly; cell adhesion
Cellular component (GO): plasma membrane; bicellular tight junction
Molecular function (GO): structural molecule activity
Source: RefSeq, a predicted model, not a curated record